AAAAACAGUUGAUUGAACCUGGUGUACCCCCCAAAAAAUAAAAAAAUAAAAUAAAAAAAAAAAAAGAAACAAGUAGUAUAGGAUUUCACUAAGGGUUGGCUUUCUCCCCAUACAUAAUCACAGAUUAAGAGAAGGCGCAAGAUACCUCACAUCAUUUCAAAAAGGAAUCUCAAUAUCUAGAAUCUAAGUGCUGUGUGGGUAAACAAAAAUGACUCAAACCCACUAGAACAGAGUUCUUGGGAAACCCCGAAUGACACUCCCACUAUCCUAGCCCUCAUUGUCCCCAGGUGGCUCAGUGAUCCAACAGGGUAUAGAUUAACUGUUAAGAAAAUAAUCACUAUUUUGAUAAAUGUAAACAGAAUUUAAGAAGCACAAAGUACAAUGACUGAUGGGUUUUAAAAAAGUCUUUUGAUAUGUAAUCAAUUCCUCUUAUACAAAGGCAAUAAAGAGGCAGAAUGGUAGAGAAUUAAGUUAAAAAACAUAUAGCAAAAUAGCAUGCCAACAAGCCUGAACUUUAUUCAUUAGCCUAGGCGCAUCCAGCACUGAAAAGACUCAGGAUGCAAAAGGAUUUGCUAGAGUUUUAACAAUAUGAGUAGUAAGUCAAGAAAUGUUAUAAGCAAUAAAGAAGCAAUGAAAUACGAAUCUGGAGCAAGAAACUGUAAAGGAUAUCUAAAAACUCAAUUGUACGAACUUGUGUCAGAUAUAUAAAUUUCUCUAUUUCCACUUCUGCCACUUCCCUAAGCAAGAGAAUCCCGUACUGGGUCUGGCUCCCGCCCCCUCCCGCUGCUGCGAAUCCAAGCCUGGCUAGGGCAGUCUACCGCAGCGGACACCGCAAGACAUCUCGCAACUCACCAACCAGGCAGGACAAGGACCUGCUCGGGCCCGUAUCCAGACUGAUGCUCAGGCGUUUGUCCGGCUUGAGCUCUACCCCGCCCUCACUUACCCAGGGGGCCUUUCCCCGCGGCCUUCGCUUUUAGCUCCUCGAGUUUUUUUUGCUCCUCCUUCUGUUUCUGCUUGAAUGCCUUAUCUUCCUAGGGAGAGGGAGAGAGGAUUCACUCCCGGGGAAUUUCCCAGUCCCUCUGCGCCCGCCCACGCCUCUGCGCCCGCCCUCACCUCAUCCAUCUCCUUGGCUUGCUUCUUGGGCUGCUUCAGGGGCUUCUUCUUGCCACCUGCGUGCGACAUAAGCACGCUCAGCCUGGCCCCCGCCAAGUCCCGUCCCUCUCCGCCCCGCCCUACCCCGUCGUCCCUGCACACCUACCUUCGCGGCCCGACAUGGCGACUGCCGCCCCUUCCCCAAACCCGGCCACCGGAAGCGGAGCUCCCCGUCCCACCCCCGCCUAUACCUCCGCGCGGGCCCGCUGAUUGGCUCCUGGUUCGGAAGUUUUGCUCCCGUUGCCGGAAGCGGUCCUCCGGAGGCGGGCACUAAAGGGUCAGAGAUCAACUGAGUGACAGGCUUUCCCUUGGGGUUGCGGCUUCAGCUCAAGAGUACACCAGGUCGCCCUUCAGAUUUUAGAUGACUUCAAGCGCUGUUCCACUUUGUCUCUGCCAGGAACAUCUUCCCUUUACUGGUUGAUGGGCCUGUGAGACAUCUAAAUGGGGAGGAGCUGGGAGACAGGCUGGAGUGGGAGGCUGAGAGGAGGGACUAGAGUGGAGGAACAACUUGGGAGUCAUUGGUUUGUCCCCUCACAAAGCCAAGUCCCUGCUGUCUCCAAGCUUAUGUUCUGAUGUGGGGCAAGGCAACACAUGAAGAAGGAAACGUGUGUCUGAUGGAGAAAAAGAAAGCAGCUCAGGUUUUUGCCAGGAGGCAUGCCCUUACCCAACCAACUUUGUUUUCAAGAGGGUCUAAGCUUCCGCAAGCAUGGCACCAUGUGGAGGAGGCUGGAUGCUCAUCACCUUACCCAGGAAGCUCCUUUCUUUAUCUCCCGAUGACAGGGUGCAGCCCUGUGUUGGCCAUGCGGCACGUCGUGGGUAUAUCUCCUGUAUUGGUGCGGAGAGGCCUUCUUGGAAGGGACCUCUUUAUGACCAGGACUCUCUGCAGCCCAGGCCCCAGCCAGCCCAGAGAGAAAAGACCUGAGGAGGUGGCCCUUGGGCUGUACCACCGCCUCACAGCGCUGGGAGGAGCCCUGGGGCACAGCAUUCGGCAACGAGCAUCCUCCACAGCCAAGACUUGGUGGGACAGAUAUGAAGAGUUUGUUGGACUCAAUGAGGUUCGAGAAGCCCAGGGAAACGUGACUGAGGCAGAAAAAGUGUUCAUGGUGGCUCGAGGUCUUGUCCGGGAGGCUCGGGAGGACUUGGAAGGUCAGCAGGCCAAGCUGAAGGAGGUGAGGGACCGCUUGGACCGCAUCUCCAGAGAUGAUAACCAGUACCUGGAACUGGCUACUCUGGAGCACAGGAUGCUGCAGGAGGAGAAGAGGCUUCGUAUGACUUAUUUGCGUGCUGAAGACUCAGAGCGAGAGAAGUUCUCCCUUUUCUCUGCAGCUGUGCGGGAAAGUCAUGAGAAGGAGCGCACUCGGGCUGAGAGGACCAAGAACUGGUCCCUUAUCGGGUCCGUCCUGGGGGCCUUGAUUGGUGUGGCUGGCUCCACCUACGUGAACCGUGUGCGGCUGCAGGAGCUGAAGGCCUUGCUUCUGGAGGCUCAGAAGGGGCCCGUGAGCCUCCAGGAAGUUAUCCGAGAACAGGCGUCCAGCUACUCUCUCCAGCAAAAGGACCUCCAUGACCUCAUGGCAGACCUGAGGGGCCUGGUGCAAGCCGGGCCUGGGCAGAGCCCUUUGUCCCAGGAAGGUACUUCCCCAACCCGAGACGGAGACACAGAUGUCCUUUCAGCUGCCUUGAGAGAGCAGCUCAGCCAUUCCAGGCAGGUCCAUUCAUGUCUAGAGGGUUUACGAGAGCAGCUUGAUGGCCUAGAAGAGACUUUGAGCCAAGUGGCUGGGGUGGUUCAGCUUGUAAAGGCUGCAGCACACCCAGGCCUGGUGGAGCCAGCAGACGAGGCCCUGCCUGGCUCCUUGCUCGAACAGGGGAGCAUGGUCUUGGCGCUGUCGGACACGGAGCAGAGGCUAGAAGCCCAGGUCAACAGGAACACCAUCUAUGGCACACUGGUCACCUGUGUGACAUUUGUGGCCGUCCUGCCUGUGCUUUAUAUGCUGUUCAGGGCCAGCUAGCCCCCGGCCCCUCCUCCAGAGGGAGGAGGUAUUGAUGUGGAUUUAGUUAGAGAAGGAAGCAAUGAAGUGAGCCUUUGGGUUGACUCAACCUCAGCCUGAGUCUGUGUGGCUCACCAGCAGACAUACUUUGCUUUUUAGGCAGCAUUCAUUUACAUUAACUGUUGAAAAUAUUUGUGCUAAUGUCCAAUUAAAAUGUCUUUAAGUUUGUCUUAUUUAAA
Hippopotamus amphibius kiboko is the source of this 3376-nucleotide messenger RNA. RefSeq names its product coiled-coil domain containing 51 (gene CCDC51). The record is from RefSeq and is a predicted model, not a curated record. Lineage: Eukaryota; Metazoa; Chordata; Mammalia; Artiodactyla; Hippopotamidae. The transcript has 6 exons. The coding region runs from base 1725 to 3158 and encodes 477 amino acids.